GUAGGUUGCGUCUGGUGGAGGGAGAGUGAGCGGGGCUGCCCUGAAUGGAUUGACAUAAGAGGGAUUUACAUUUUAACGGGUGUCGUGCUCCGCAAAGACUACACGGUGCACGUUGAAAACCAACUAUUCUUCCGCUCGAUGUAUGUUCAUGUUGGUGCUUUUAUCAUGUCCAUGUGUCAUCGUCGAGAGAGGAUUGAACUUGCCAGCAGUCUAUAUUUGCCGAGGAGGGAAACCAAUACAAGGUCUCGCUGUCUCGCUGGAGCGGAGUAUUAUUAGCAGUUCAGACAGUGCAACUGUCGCUCUCUGGUCAUGCACUGCAAUUACACGAUAAUGACGGCAUCAUAAUUUAAAAUUCAAGGAUAAAACACAGAAGAGGAAGGUUUUAAAAAGAAAAAACAUUGUGUGCUGAGCAAAAGAUAAACAUUCACCUGGCUCCCAUGCUGGCUGCCAGAAAUCCUCCCCUCCACACUCUCAGCCAUGCCUGCUACCACCAAAUCCUCCAGGAGACAGAAACCUGCACAGAGAAAAAACGCCAAGAAAGUGAUCAGCACCAAGAGGCAAACAUGUAACUCAAACAAACCCAGAGGAAGAGCCACAGAGAGGCCCCAGAAAACACCUGCAGAACCCAAAAGGUCAACAGCCAGGGCUCAGGCACAGUCAGGCCGAAGCCCUCGUGGAAGAGGCGUUAGCGUGCCUGCAAGUCAGGGCCCUGGGAGGUCCCCUGGCAGAGUUAACCAAGCCCUAAAUGUAAAAGGAUCUGCAAGGCUUAGGCGGCCGAGCAAUCCGCCUGACCACUGUGGUGAGUUACAGGACCCCCUAGGGCGAAGGAAGUCUCUGCGGGGCACACGGGUGCCUGUUACACCCUGCCAGCCUCCUAAACCUUGCAGAGGGAGAAACAGCAAGGGGGGCGCAAGGAAACAAGCAACAUCACAGCAAGGAAACACAAGAAACAAGCCCUCAAGCACCAGAGUCAAUGAUUCAUCUCCUUAUGAGGAAAAUGAGAAUCUAGACUCCUGUGAUGCUGAAGAAAUACUUCCGGUUUCUCUAAAAACUGAGGUUCCUGCGAGUAUCAAAGAUCAGGGUUCAGGAGUCAACUAUGCUAAAGAGGGCAGCCCUCUUAAAGCAGAUUCACCACCGUGUAACGACAUACUGGAAGAGUGUGUGCAGUGCAGCUGUGACAGUCCUAUAACCCAGCAAGACAAAAAGACUGUCAGUCAUAAGAGUGAAGGUGACCUGAGGUGUGCGAUUGGGGUGUGUGAUGAUGUGGAUGGACAGCUAAAACUCUGCAGUGACAGAAGUAAAGAUAGCCCCUCUGUGCUAACGAGUAUUGGCUCACCAGGGGUGCAGGGCGGCAGCAAGGGAAAUGACAGUUCAUCUAUCCUUGGAAAUAAACUUGAUCUUCUUGCAGGUAAUGGUAAGCAAGAUGAUGUAUAUUCUGUCCAUCAGGAGGAAGAUAACAUGUUGGACUUAAGAAAGAGUAGGACAGAUGAAAGAGUGAUAAUUGUCUCUGGGAGAAAAGAGAAGAUAAAUCAUGACAGAAGAGAGAGUUUAGAGGCAGAGAAAAUAGUUGAGAGUCAAAAUGAGACUGUGGAAGAGAUGGAGGAGAUGGUUGAGAGGCUGGGUAAUUGUGAAGGAGAAGAAGUAGGAAAAAAAGAGAAGGAGAAUGAUGUUUCUUUCAAUCCUGCUGACUCCCACACCAGCACACCAGCCUCUCCAUCUCCAGAUCCACCUCACUCUAACAAUGAACUGACGGCACUGUCAGAAUCACCUGUAAAUGUGCUAUCAGUCUGCAACACAGCUACCUCAAAUCCCACCAAAGCCCCCUCCACCUCAGAUGCACUUGAGCCAGAGGUUCUGAGCCAGGGUAAGACAGACAUGCAACCUACCAUUCAUGGUGCUAAACCUCAUUUCACAGGGUCCUCAGCAUUCGCUGAAACUGCCCUGAUGGUGCAGACUGUUCUUGUAAAAAGAAAUACGCCGGUUAUUAUCCGUAGUGACUCCUUCAAACCCAGGAGCUUGAGGGAUUCAAGCCAGGAGGAACCACACCAACUGCAAAACCUAGCGAUCCCUUCUCCUCAGGGAGAGAAAAAAGCUUGCACACCAGCAGAGACGCAGACCAAAGAUAGUGAAUCCAACCGAGAGCCAUUUGAGCACUACAUCCAGAAAGAGACGUCUACGUUGUCAUUGUCCCCCGUUCCUCAGUUGAGCACAGAUGCUCUUACAGCUGAGUGUGAACCAAACCUCAGCGAGGACAGUGCUGUGGUAACAGAGCCGAACUUGGUGCCAAAGAUCUCAACGCCUUCUCUGGACAGUAGCCUAACAUACUCCUGCAGCUCAGAAAGCACACGCUCUUCUUUUUCUUUUGACACUGAAUCAGAGGCAGGGUAUGGAGAACCCGGCUCCUCUGUUCUCCCUGUAUCCUGGGGGCCAGAUGGGGCCUGUUUGCCCUCCUGGACUGCUCCGAAACCACAGAAGAGAGAGAGGAAGAAGCGGAGCAGGUGUGGGAUGUGUGAGCCAUGCCUGAGGAAGAUCAGCUGUGGCCAGUGCAGUUGUUGCCUCAACCGCAGGACUGGCCACCAGAUCUGUAAACUGAGGAAGUGCGUGGAUCUGAGGAGGAGAAGAACUUCUCUGCUCGUUCUCUCUGCUGCACAGGUGGUUCCAGAAAGUGGGUCGGUAAAUGGCAAAGGCAAGGCACAGAUGGAUGACACCCACACGGCAGCAGAGGAGGAUGAAGGGGAGGAAGGCCACAUACCUCAUACACAAGCUCCCCCCAUCACCCACUCGCUUAACCACAACUUGGCCUCGGACCAAGGCGGACGGCCGGCACUUGUUAAAAGCGAGCCCGGGCUAGAGCUGACCAACAUUGCACUUCACCAAAACGUAUGCUCUUCUGUGACUUCUCUGAAUGGUUCUGCUGAGAACCUGAAAAAACCUAAUGGUGCUGAUAUGACCACUGGGUCACACUCUGAUCUGAAGUCUUCAUAUAAAAGGACUACUAAUGCAUCAGAGCCACAAAGGACUAUAAUAGCUGCAACCCCUAAAGACUGCCCUGAGAAUGGACCCAAGACUCCUCCAGACGACAUGUCAGUUCCACUAAAGAAGAUCAAACUGGAGGAGCCGUGGAUGUGGAUCACUGAACAGGCCACCACACAGCUGACUGAUGAAGAUGAGGUCUGUGAAGACCCGUUGUCCACGCUGGCGGCUGUGGUGUGUCUUUCUGUCACAGAGAGAAAGGGACUGGAGGAGAAACUUUUCAGCUCACGAUCUUCAAUUCUUUGCUCCAUCAAAACAGAGCCACCAGAUUUGCACUUCGUCAAAAAAGAGCCAGAGGACUUACAGAAUGACUUGUGUCAGAAAAGCACUCCUGUUAUCAAAAGUGAACGUCCUCCAAGUGUCUUGCAACCAAGCGUGCAGUCUUUGGCGGAGAGAAGAAAUCUUAGUUUUGAUCAGGCUAUUGCUAUUGAGGCCUUGACUCAACUGGCAGCUAUACCUCAAAGCACCCCAGGGUCCAUUAAAACUGAACGUAAGUGUGAACAUCCCAUUUCUACUUCGGCCCCAUUUUCAAGCUCCAACACAAAUACAACCCUGCAAGAAGCCAAACCCACUGCAGCUUUCCGCUACAACAAAGUCUCGGUCAUCAGCUCGCCACUGCACCAGACGUCAGUCAUACGCCCUCCUGUGGCAAGACAAGGGAAUGUCAUCCAGUGCUCCCAGGGGUCGAGCACUAACGCAAAGUUGUCUCUUCAGGAUCUCUUAGAGGCCAGCUCAGACAGAGAUAAAGCACCCUGCAGGAGGACAGAACCGGGUUUUGGUUCUCAUGUCAUCAAGUCAGAAUGCAGCUAUAAAUAUCCCAGCGACAUGAGACUCAGUAAAGAUCAUGAGCGAUUGUUUGGGGAGGACAGAGACAGGCUUUUUGGUAAAGCAAGGAGAAACAGAGAGGAGGAGGAGGUGGCAGCUCAGCUGGCAGACCUGGCCUUCAUCAUCCAGUCUCGACACAACCAGCAGUCAGAGAACAACCCUCCAAAAGGAACACCUGUGUCUGCCAUUAAAUACAACUAUAAUUCCCAGGUACCCCCCACUCAGAAAAAGCCAAUCGUGAAAAAAACAAGAGCUACGCCUUCCAAGCCCAGGAAGAAGAAAAGUGAUGUACCUAAUGAGGGAAUAAACUCCAGGACCCCCCUCUCAAAGCGCAUGCCAAAUGGAGAGACGGCCCAUAGGGGCAGAGGCCAGAAGAUCCAACCGCAGGGGAAAUCAGGCCUUCCCCACAAGAGGAACCUGUUUCUGCCUCAGUCUCAAAUUGACCUGAAGAGGUACUUGGCUGAGGCUCAGGAGGAAAGGAGGCAACUCAUCCAUCACAGUAACGCACACAGUGCAGCCCUCUUAGGGCCGCAGACUCAGAACUACAGCACUCUCCCAAGGGUCAACCACACUCGUGGUCCAGAAAACUAUCCAUGGUCACUUUCAAAUGGUCCACUCCACCAACACAAUCCAUGCAAUGGCCAUGCUGGGCAGGACUGUGAAAGGCAUUUGUUAUCUCAGGUAGCGCAACCCUGCGGCGGGCUGCAGCACAGUGCUGAUCCGAUCACCAGCCCAGCCAACACUGCUUUCCUUAGCCACUCCACUGAUCACCAUGGACUGGCUAAUGGCUUCUCAGGGGCUCGGCAGUCCCCUCCUCUGAGCCAGCAGGGCUACUACAAGCUGGAGAGGGCAGGACCUGUCACUGUCCUGUCCACAGCUACUGAUGGGGAUCUGGGCCACUCUGCAGAGUCAACUCCAUCCAAGAACAGCGUCAAUAGCUUUCUGGAGUCUCCUAUGAGUUUUUUGGACACCCCUACCAAGAACUUGCUCAAUACACCUUCCAAAAAACUGGCUGAUCUUCCAUCCUGUCAAUGCAUGGACCAGAUCAUUGAAAAGGAGGAAGGCCCUUACUAUACUCACCUUGGAGCAGGGCCUAGUGUUCCUGCAGUGAGGGAACUGAUGGAGAACAGAUAUGGUGCCAAAGGAAAUGCAGUAAGGGUGGAAGUCGUUGUUUACACUGGGAAAGAAGGAAAGAGCUCCCAGGGGUGUCCAAUAGCUAAAUGGGUGAUCCGGCGUGGCAGUGAACAGGAGAAGCUGCUGUGUUUGGUCCGCCGGAGGCCAGGGCACUUCUGUGAUACCGCCGUGUUGGUGAUCCUCAUCCUGGCGUGGGAGGGAAUCCCUCGACCGGUGGCGGACAAUCUCUACCAAGAACUCACACAGACCCUCUUUAAAUACGGCUCCCCCACCAGCCGACGCUGUGCCCUCAAUGAAGAUCGUACGUGUGCAUGCCAGGGUUUGGACCAAGAUACCUGCGGAGCUUCAUUUUCCUUUGGCUGCUCCUGGAGUAUGUACUUCAAUGGCUGUAAGUUUGCCCGCAGCAAAGUGCCCCGCAAGUUCCGCCUGCUUGGAGACUACCGGGACGAGGAGGAGAAGAUAGAGAGCAACCUUCAGAAUCUCGCCACUGACCUGGCACCACUCUACAAAAGGCUGGCUCCGGAGGCCUUCCAAAACCAGGUGGAAAAUGAGGCGGCAGGGACUGACUGCCGGCUGGGUGGGAGGGAGGGUCGUCCUUUUUCUGGGGUCACAGCCUGUGUGGAUUUCUGUGCUCACGCUCACAAGGACACUCACAACAUGAAUAACGGCAGCACUGUGGUUUGCACUUUAACCAAGGAAGAUAAUCGUGCCGUGCGUAACAUACCAGAAGAUGAGCAGCUCCACGUUCUGCCACUCUACAAGAUCUCUGAAAGGGAUGAGUUUGGUCACGUUGAGGGCCAGUGGGCCAAGAUCCGAAGUGGUGCUCUGCAAAUUCUGUCCGCUUUUCCCCGAGAGGUGCGUUUAUUGGCUGAGCCGGUGAAAUCAGCUCGUAAGAUAAGGCAAGAAGCUCGUCAGAAGGCUCAAGCAGACAAACUGGAGAAGAAGCUCGCGCUGACUCCUGGGAAAGUGAAAAACGAAACCCCCAACAAAGAGCCACAGGGCUUGUACAACUCAUACAGACUACCACCCAGACCUGCCAGCGUUGGAAGGUACCCACCGGAGAAGAAUCAACCAAGCACUUACAACCAGAGCACCAGCAGCUACCCCACUCUGGGUGCAGGGGUCACCCCACCGAAGGAGGUCUUCUCCCCCAACCACCAUGGCGUCCAGUUUGGACAGAAUGGCUCACCUCUUAAUUUUAAGACAAUGAGUGAUGCUGUGAAUGGUUAUUCUCCAGCAUCUGAUAACCAGGGUGUAUUUUUACCUCCACAUAAUGUCCUUGGUGACUACCCCCAUGCUUUUAAAAAUGAGCCCAACGAGGUGCACUGCUCUCCUCUGCGCAGACCCUCCCCCAGUGGGAGUGCUCCUCCUCCCUCCUCCUUCUCCCCCAGACCUACCUCUGAGGGCCUCUUCAGCAGGCUCAAUGGACUCCACAGGGCUGCAGGAGAUGUCACGGCAGAGGUCAGGGGUCAUGGCCUCCCUCCGCUCUCAUCUGUCCCCCUUCCCCCACAAACUCCCCCGCUUGACCCAGAGGAAGUUAAGCAGGAAGAGGUGUGGUCAGACAGCGAGCACAACUUCCUGGACCGGGACAUAGGCGGAGUCGCCGUGGCACCGUCGCACGGCUCAAUCCUGAUAGAGUGUGCACGGCGCGAGCUCCACGCCACCACCCCUAUCCUUAGGCCAAACCGCAGCCACCCCACCCGCAUCUCCCUGGUCUUCUACCAGCAUAAGUCUCUAAAUGAACCAGGCCACGGGAUGGCUAUGUGGGACGCCAAAAUGGCCAAGCGGGAACGGGAACGGGAGGAGGAAGCUGAGAGAUUAAGGAUGGAGGAAUUACUCGGGCAGAACGGCAAAGGAGCUGGAGGUGUGGAGCUAGAGGGGGAGACAGGGGAGGAGGCAGAGGAGACGAGGAAGAUCAUGAAUGUCCCCACACGUCAAGCGUGGACUCUCCCGAGGGAUGGUGUCGUUACCGUGUCCCCUUAUGCUCUUACCCAAGUGACAGGCCCCUACAAUCGCUGGACUUAGUGAACAUGUUUUACACACACACACACAGACACACAAAAAACUCCAACACCCUGUGCUUCUGCCUUACCUCAGUCCACUUCAAACUGCUACUUUCAUUUUUAACCUCGUUUUCAUUGUGCUUUUCUAGUAUCUGUUUGUUGACUUUGCUCCUUCUUCGUCUCUGCCGUCAAAGUGAUGAGGAAGACCAAAGUUUGUUGGCUUUUUUAACUGUGAGUUUCUGUGUUUUUAUUGUAAAGAGAUGGUGCUUUGAAGCAUUUUAAAGACAUUUUUAAACUGGUUUUAUAUACAUGAUUAAGAACAAAAAAGAUGUGAUUAUUUAUUCUGAUCAUAACGAUUUCUAUUUAAUUCCUGGUGUAAGCCUGUUUACUGCAAGAUUUCUAUGAUAACCUCCAUUAUGUGUUGACGCUCGAAAUUCAUGUUGUACAGUAGGGUGUCUUUAUUUCAGCCAAUAGUUUGCUUGUCAUAAGAUGAAUCUCAUUGGCUUUUACGUUGGUGCCAUUCUCACUGUACCCUCUGUUAAACAUCAUUACAUCACAUAAUGUAGAAAACUAAUAUUCUGCGUAUAUUUACUACAGAUUGUCAAAUGUAGCAUCCUGUUUUUCCUUCUGCUGCCUCUGAUUUCUGUUGGCAGUCGAUGAAAGAAAUGUUCUUCUUUGGUUUGUUGUUUUCUUUCUCUACGUCUACAUAUUCUUUCUUUCAUUCACAGAUAUGUAUGGCAUAUUAAGAAGCACUUUUUUUAUUUUCUUAAACUUAACUUGAAAAAGGUCCCAAUCCAUAGGCCUGAAUAUGUAUGUACAGAUAGAGAUAUAUAUGACAGUUUAGCAUGAACCCGGCUUUAUUUUUACAGUAUUUUUGCAUUUGUUUCAUUUUCAUAUAUUAGACUGAAAAUGGCAUACAUAUCUAAUGAAAUUUAAAGCUUAGCAUAAUGAGGAAUGGUAAAAAGCUGCAACAGUGAGGUGCUUAUCAUUAUUGGCACUUAACCUAUGUUCACCUUCUGGAAAAGGAAUUCAAGAAAAUAUGGUGUGAUUAUAGGAUUUCUAAAGCUUACUGUACAUUUUGAUGGUGCUACUAAGACCUCAUUUUUCACAAAGUGUCAGAUAUGUCAACAGAAUAUUACCAGUUUUUAUGUUCAUACUCUGGAUUUGAAUACAAAGCGGUGUCCGUCGAUGUUCAAUCAUCAAUCUAUUUCUUUUUCCUCCUCUCUGCUUUUGUUGAAAAACCACUUAAACAUCAGAUCCUACUCAGACGAGAAGACGAUCUCGGGUGCUCGAGCCUUGUGAAGACUUUGUUUACAGAUAACUUUUUCCUUACAGGGUCUGAAUGAGGGGGUUGAUGUCAACUUCUGGUGAAUCAGGAUCUUUUUUAUUACCCAUGAAAGAGAAGCUCGUCGUUUUAAGAACUCAGCUAUGAAAUUUCAGCACAAACGAGACCUUUCUCUGAUAUUCACACUAACACUGGUGGUAUAAAUGUUUCCUGUGAGAAACAUUUUGGUCUUUCACACACUUUGACUUCCUUUUGGUGCUAAUAGGACAAUAUUGACUUGACCUGGUUAUAUACUGUGCAGUGAUGGCAUGGUGCUUUUAUAAAACUCAGCACACACUGAUCUGGUAUAUGUUUCAAUGCAAAGGUAGUUUUAUCAUUUUUCUGGAUGAUGCAAACGUUAUCUCCACCCUUGAUCAUGAUGUUUUUCAAUUACCCGUAAAAAGCUAAUUAUUGUGCAGAUGUCGAUAAAGAGCUUAAAUGUCUUCCACUGAUAACCAAACUCUGCAACAAUUCUCAAAAAUCACAAAAUACACACAGAGUAAAAUGAAUGUAAACAUUUUUUAAAUCAGUUGAUUUAACUUUUUUGAGCACGACAUGGGAAAGUUACAGUUGUAAAUGUUUCUUUUGAUUUCCUGUGGGGGACGUUCUCUUCACUUUGAAAGUCUUUGUAUCAACGAGGAACUAACAACUAGCACCAGCAUUAAAAAAUCUGAAAAAAAAACUUUUAUUAGUAGAAAAAUGUGUAAAUAUGUUUGUGAACCAUAUUGUUUUUACUGUACUGUUAAUGGUGUUUAGACAAUGGAUGAUCUUGCUUAUUUUGAAACUGAAUUACUGUACGUUGCUGAAAGUAUAUCCAGUUUAGACUUGAGAAGAGACUUAAUUUAGCAUUCCUUAUAUGGAUGGCUGAUCUCUUUUUGGGAUUGUGAAAUAAAGUCAUAUUUAUAUUUUGGACCUGA
Cottoperca gobio is the source of this 9236-nucleotide messenger RNA. RefSeq names its product tet methylcytosine dioxygenase 1 (gene tet1). Gene Ontology annotation, molecular function: DNA binding; DNA 5-methylcytosine dioxygenase activity; zinc ion binding. Gene Ontology annotation, cellular component: nucleus. Gene Ontology annotation, biological process: chromosomal 5-methylcytosine DNA demethylation, oxidation pathway; positive regulation of transcription by RNA polymerase II. Lineage: Eukaryota; Metazoa; Chordata; Actinopteri; Perciformes; Bovichtidae. The record is from RefSeq and is a predicted model, not a curated record.